Molecule: messenger RNA, 3426 nt
Organism: Fibroporia radiculosa
Lineage: Eukaryota; Fungi; Basidiomycota; Agaricomycetes; Polyporales; Fibroporiaceae
Exons: 16
Coding region: 1-3426 (1141 amino acids)
Biological process (GO): maturation of SSU-rRNA from tricistronic rRNA transcript (SSU-rRNA, 5.8S rRNA, LSU-rRNA); regulation of peptide transport
Cellular component (GO): nucleolus; preribosome, small subunit precursor; 90S preribosome
Source: RefSeq, a predicted model, not a curated record
AUGCCUUACUACCAAACUCACCUCGGAAUCCUAGAUGAGAGUGCAGCGCUUCAUCCGACGGCCACUGUCUUCAGAAUCCCGGAGGUUGACCCAGCGACUAAUGCGAUUCGAUCCUGGCACUCGAUUAGCUACGCUCAGUUUCGCAAUGAUGUCGAACAUGUCGCAAAGUACUGGACCAGCAAGCUGACAACACAAGGCAUUCAGCCAAAUUCUGUCAUCGGAUUGUGGUUGAGUGGAGUGACCUACGUUGAUACGCUCCACAUUUAUGGAGUCGCGCGAGCAGGAUAUAUUCCCCAGCUCAUCUCUCUGCGGCUGCCUAGUCCAGACGUGAUCCACGAGUUACUGCUUCUGUCGGGGGGGAAAGCUUUGAUCCAUGAUCCAUCGUUCAGCCCAGUCCCGCAUCGUGAGGGCUCCGUUCCUUCCUAUGUUGCAAUCGACGCUCGAGAAGCCGCUGCCGUCGACGUCGCUUUACCACCUGUCACUAAAGACACCGAUGGUAGCGAUAUCCUCGCAAUAUUCCACACAUCUGGUUCAACGUCGGGUCGUCCAAAGCUCGUCCCUUGCAGCUACGCGUGGUGGGACAACAUGAUCGCCAAGGCGCGGGGUGUGCUGAGACCAAACCGUCCAGGACGGCAAGACGUGAUGGCGUCAAUGGGCAGCUUGUGUCAUAUGGGUCAGUCGUUCAUGCUCGUCGGUGCACUUCAACACGCAUCGUGCACUGUGCAAUUCACCAAACAAGCAUACUCCUCCGACGAACUCAUGGAGAUGAUAUCCCAAUGCGAUCUGAAUCGGAUCAAUAUCUUCCCCACAUUCUUCAGUACACACCUCCGCAAUUCGCGCCGAGAUCCCAAACUCCUCGCAGCGCUGCGAGCCUUGGACCAAAUUUUGGUCACAGGUUUGAAGAUGUCACCAGAAGAUCAGCAUUGGGUAUGCAGCAAUUCGAUGAACGUACUCGACUGCUACGCCAGCACAGAGGUUGCUGUCAUGAUGUUAGCUGUCGAAGACCGCGGCAGCGACCGCCUUCCCCCUCUGGAACCCAUCGCAGGACUCUCACACACAUUUAUUCCCGCUUCAACCGCAGUUGCCGACGUCGAGAGUGGUCACUUCAAUCUCCAUUCGCGGCUAUCAGAACUUAUCAUCCUGGCAGAUUCUCCUGAUUGCCCCCACGUUUCUCUCCGUCACGCUGACGGGAACUACCACACCGGGGAUCUUUUCUUCGAGAUUUCUCCUAGAAAGUAUAUAUUCUGCGGACGCGACGAUGACUGGAUUAAAACGGAGAAUUCGCUCAGGUGCGACACUAGGUCGAUCGAAGACAAUGUCUUCGCGUCUUGCAGCGACCUUAUCGGCAGUUGCGUUGUCGUCGGCAAUGGCAGACCCUCGCCCGUGUUAUUCGUAGAGCCUGCGGGUGAGACAGAUGCACAAAAGUUGAAGAAUGAGGUCUAUCGGCGAAUACGGGCAUUCCACUCACGGCGAUAUAUGCACGAACGCAUUCCUUCCGCCGCCUUCAUUGUGGUCCUUCCAAAGGGGAGUCUUCCUCUGACAGCGACCAAGGGCAAUAUCAGAAGACGCGCUGUCGAGCAGGCGUUCAAAGCUGAGCUUGAUCGGAUUCACCACGGGAAAUCACGCUCGCCCGCUCGCACCAUCCACGACAGGAAGGACUAUCUCAUUGGCAUAUGUUUCCUGCUCAUCGUCGUAAUACUAUGGACAUCGUCAAAUUUCGUGACUCAGGGCCUGUUCGAGGAUGGUUACGAGAAGCCCUUUCUUGUCACGUAUCUCAAUACCAGUGCAUUCUCUUUCUAUCUAUUGCCCUUCAUAAUACGGAAAUCGUUCGAGCGUUUCGCAACGGUGAAGACCACAACGCACACCAGGGAACGUCAUGGCUAUGAACCCCUUCUUACAGAGGAAACGGCGGUGGAAUCAUUAGGAUCUGUGGAUCCGGAUGAUCCUGCUUUGUCUAUGGGACUCCCUCCACUUACGAUACAAGAAACAGUUCAGUUAGCUGCUUCUUUCUGUUUUCUUUGGUUUAUCGCAAAUUGGACCGUCAAUGCAUCUCUUGAUUAUACCAGUGUUGCUAGCGCUACCAUUCUAUCAAGCAUGAGCGGUUUCUUCACGCUUGGGAUUGGACGAAUUUUUCGAGUUGAGAAAUUGACAGUUGUUAAAUGUGUCGUUUUGGUGUCAGUCUCUGACUCGUCGCAGCCUGCAUCACCGUCCAACUCACUGCCGACGACUCUCAUUGCCAACUUCGCUUCAGCACACUUCCUGGGCGACUGUUUUGCUCUUCUUUCCGCGAUCUUCUACGCACUCUACGUCAUCCUGUUGAAGGUUCGCAUCCGGUCAGAGUCACGAAUUGAUAUGCAGCUAUUCUUUGGUUUCGUCGGAUUGUUUAACAUCUUGGGGUGCUGGCCAAUCGGAGUAGUACUCCAUUUAACUGGCAUCGAGCGGUUUGAACUGCCAUCUAGCAGUAAAGCCAUCAUUGCACUUCUCAUUAAUAUGGCAAUAACGCUUUCAAGCGAUUAUAUAUAUGUUCUCGCCAUGCUCAAGACGACGCCAGUAGUGGUCACCAUCGGACUUAGCCUUACAAUGCCUCUGGCCGUACUUGGUGACUUCUUCUUAGCUAGGCCUACGAAAGUCCAGGUCAUAAUUGGAGCAGCAGUCGUUUUGUGUAGUUUCGUACUGAUUGGUUUAGAGGACUCCCAAGUCCGAGAAGAAGAUGGGCGUCUGGUUGCCGUUGAGGUGCUGCAGGAUGAGGGGGAGGUUGUUCCCAAAAAGCCUUCUGCGCUGAAAGAUUUAGAACGAUCAUUGACUGUUGUAGUUAUUAAUGCUCAGCGCCGUCGGAGUCAAGUCCAUGAUUCGUCUGUCAAACUCGCCAAACGCCAGUUUGCUGUACAAGAUGCUGUCGUAGAACAUGUGGAGCUGGGUACGCAAGUUGAUACAUCCGGCUCGGAAAUUCUCAAGUCGUUAGCCAGGGAGGGGGAACUCGGCCCUCCCAAUAUGAAGAAGAAAGAAAAACAGGCAUUGAAGCAUGAACUAUUCAUGAAACGUUUAGAAUCAUCUCGAUCUCCAUAUUCUAAGUCGCAUGAGCGGCGACUCAAACGGAAGGCAAGAGAGCAGGUUGCAAGCGGAAUGGAUGAUAUCCGAGCUGCAAUAUCAGCAGUGGAGGAUGCUAUUCCUUCGGCAGUGGCUGAAGCACGCAGCCAAGUAGAAAGUGACGAGACUCAGGAUCAAACAGCUAGGUCUCAGACUGGGCGAAUCGGUGAGGGUAAGGGAGUACCGCUUAGCAAAUCCCAGAGGAAACGCGCUCUCCAGCUUGAGAGAAUGCGAAUCCCUAUGAUUCUUGCCACUCCAGAGUUUGCUUCUAAUCCAUUCCAGACCAUUCGAACACAUGCGCAGAACACCUUGCUCAGGCAUGAGCCGAUGGCGCAAUAA